Molecule: messenger RNA, 4562 nt
Organism: Saccostrea cuccullata (small rock oyster)
Lineage: Eukaryota; Metazoa; Mollusca; Bivalvia; Ostreida; Ostreidae
Product: protocadherin alpha-1-like
Exons: 7
Coding region: 540-3848 (1102 amino acids)
Biological process (GO): homophilic cell-cell adhesion
Cellular component (GO): plasma membrane
Molecular function (GO): calcium ion binding
Source: RefSeq, a predicted model, not a curated record
AUUGUUGUCAGUGUGGAAAGAACGUAAACAUUUUACAGGGAAAUGAAUUAUACUUGCUCAUUAAUUGAUGAAAAGUGUGUUAAAACAGUGUAUUGCUGAGUUAAAUUAACUAAGUUGACAUACAUGUACCUGCAGCUGUGAAGUACAGGAUUGGACAAAUAUUAUUAAUACAGCAUCUACAGAUAUAUUGCAAUUUGACUUUGCACUUGAGUAUUAUCUGAAAUUUGGAUUUUCAUUUUCUCCAUUGAAUUACUUGGAAUAUUCUGUAUUGCCAGAAGGUAGCCACACAUGUGCCACAUCUACUGACAGACCCUGACACACAACAGGACAAGAUUGAUUCCUCCUGACAAAAUUAGCUGCAUGCAAGAAAAAUUGUCAGCACUCAUUUCUACUCCUUGUCAGGUAUAACCUUCAUAACUUUCGGAUGCUGAAUUGGGUCGACCUGUCUUCAGAAAUGAGGAAAAAAGAAAUUUUGAGAUUUUCAUAAAAUCACAUAAUUUCUCAAGUUCAGCAUUUAUAUUUCAUACCUCAGAAGAAAAAUGGAGGGCAUCAUAUUUUCAUUGCUUACAUUGACAUGCAUCUGUACAUUCAUUUCCACCCAGGAUUUGGAUGUAACCUUCCAUCUGAUGGAAGAUCAACCAAAUAACACUCUGAUAGGGAGCCUGGAAGAGGAAACUGGCCUCUCCAAGAAAAUAAAUGAAUCACUCGCCAAUCUCAAAUUCAACCUCAAGAAAAAAGAAGAACCAAUAGUUUCUUUAUUUCGCCUUGCUGAAUCUAGUCAACUCUUCACGAAUCAAGUGAUUGAUAGAGAAAACGUAAAAGUGUGUCAGUAUAAAAUUCAGUGCGUGUUCGACUUUGAUGUUAUUGUGACUAGUUCAGCUUCCAGUUACUUUGGUACAAUCAGUGUUCAUGUCAACGUUACCGAUGUAAAUGAUCAUAGUCCCACAUUUGAACCAAAUCGUGUCCAACUCAAUUUAGCAGAGUCUACCCCUGCUAACAGGAGUGUUUAUAGAGUUGAGCCAGCACAAGAUCUGGACAAGGGUGGCAAUAACUCAGUGCAAUCUUACCAGUUCAUCCAAGUUGUACCAGCAUCUUCCAUAUCUAUGGAUUUCAGAAUGGAGGAAAUCAUCUCACCCACAGAGGGUUUGUCCCGUAACAUCUUUACAAACAUUACUUUGGACUACGAGCGACAGCAAUCUUAUGUUUAUCACAUCCUGGCUAGAGAUGGUGGAAAUCCACAAAGGACAGGAACUUUUACUCUGGAAAUAAACGUGGUUGAUGAAAAUGAUAAUUCUCCUAUUUUCGAAAAAUCUCGAGCAGAAGUUACCCUUGAGGAAAAUACCUCUAUUAGCACACCAUUUUAUGUUUUCCGUGCAAGUGAUAAGGAUUCUGGCAAAAACGGUCAAAUUGAAUUUCGAUUCAAAAAGUUUCAAGAGCAGUUCCAGGAAAUUGCAUCCUUGUUUUCCAUUGAAAAUGAUACAGGUACUGUUAGAGUCAUUGGUAACUUGAAAUAUGAACAUGGAAAAGUUUACCACAUAGUUGUGGAAGCCACAGACAAAGGGGAUAUUCCUAGGUAUGCCACAGCACAACUUGAUGUAACUGUAAAGGAUUCUGGGAACAAUGCCCCAAAAAUAAAUAUCAACUUCUUGUCUUCUGAUCUUGGCAACAAUACAGUGAGCGUUUCGGAGGAGGCCAUCUUGGAGCAGGCGAUUGCCAUCAUCAAUGUAGAAGAUACUGACACUGGACCUAAUGGAGAAGUGACUUGUCGUACCUACAACACAUUUUUUGGUUUACAGAGUUUAAAUGAUGGAUACAAAGUUAUUGUGCAGCAUUAUUUAGACAGAGAAACUCAGAGCACACAUAACAUUAGGAUCACUUGUGCAGACAAGGGAACUCCAGUGCUGGAGAGUGUGGUACAGUUUACCGUGAUUGUUUUAGAUGCCAAUGAUAAUCCACCCAAGUUCUCCGAAUUCUACUACAAUGCCAAAGUGGAUGAAAACAAUAACAGAGGGAAGCAGAUCAUUCAAGUUCAGGCCACUGAUAAAGAUAUUGGAGAGAAUGGACAGAUUUCUUACUUCAUUGAUCCUCCAUCAGACAACAGGUUCUCCAUUGGUCGGGAUACAGGGAUAGUAACGGCCAAUGUGGACUUUGAUAGAGAACAAUCUGUGCACAUCACAUUCACUGUACGGGCUACAGAUCACGGAACUCCACCUCAAAAUACAACAGCUAACAUUUGGUUGGAUAUUGAGGAUGUUAACGACAAUCCUCCUAAUUUUCUGAAGGCUAACUUUGUCUUUUCUGUGAAUGAAAAUCUACCAGCAGAUUCAUUUGUAGGAGCUGUUCAAGCAGUGGACAAAGACGAGGGCAAAAAUGGAGAAUUCAUCUUUGCCAUUUCGGAGGACUAUGCCAACAAGUCCGCCAUUCCUUUCAAUGUGUCGUCUUCAGGGGAGAUAAAAACCUACCAGCCUCUUGACAGAGAGUUGCUGAACCGCUAUGACUUCCAAGUUAUCGCUGUGGAUAAAGGAGACCCUUCUCUAACGGGAACCGCUCAUGUUACAGUCAACAUCAAUGACAAGAAUGACAAUGCUCCAAUUUUCAUUUUCCCCAGCACUGACAACCACACCAUUAUCAUUCCCAACACAACCCCACUUGAAUCCAUUAUAGCUUCUAUUCAGGCCUAUGAUUUGGAUGAGGAUUCUAAUGGUUAUGGGAAUGGGAAGGUUCUGUUUUACAUUGAUGGUGGGAAUGAAGGAGACGUGUUUUACCUGAAUCAUGAUACUGGAAGUCUUCACUAUAGAAAGCCUGUUGGUGUGGCUGAGGACUACACCUUUCACCUGAAGAUCCGGGCUCGAGAUAACGGCAACGAGGCUCUGGAAGCCAGGCGAGAUCUCGACAUUAUUGUCAAGUACAUGAAUGCCACCGCUGGUCUCAAACCUAACCAGGAUGACUCAGACAAAAAUAUUCUGAUUGUUGUCAUCGUGGUGUGUGUCACCAUUGUGGUGUCUGUGGCACUCAUUGCUGUCAUCUGCAUGCUCCGACGUAAGAACGAGGACAAAAUGAAGGAAAACGCACCUCCGUUCCUGGCGUCCCGUUCUCCUACCUCCACCCUCUACGACAGACCCCCAGCCUACCAAGUGAAUGUGACCCAGGGGGACAAGCCCAGACCACGGGUCAGUUUCUCCAAGGACAGCGAUAAUACAUUCACCAAACAGCAACUGAUGGAGAAGAUGACAGGACAUCCGAAUGGAAGAAUAGAAUCAGGAAAAUAUAUGCAUCACAAUCAGCAGAAUCCAAAGCCACACACAGAGGAGAGCCCGAGUGAAACCUCAGGGGAGACAAUCCCGUCAGAUAGUGGUCACGGAGGAUCGGAGGAAGACUUCACUAGUCAUAACCACAAUAACAAUAUUGAUAAAAGAUUGCCCCUGCAACCUACGUUCUUAAAAAAUGGAGUCUUGUUGAUGCAAGAGCCUCACAGCAGUCAAACAAACACACUCCCGAAUGAGAGACGCUUAAAUUCAGUGUCGUCUAAUUUACCUGUGUCUAAAUACAUGGAUGAUAGUUUAUUAACUUCUAGCAUUAAUUCACUGUGGUCAGAUAAUAACCACACAAUUAACAGACAAAAUAGUAACAAUGUGCAAAAGUUACCCACAAUUCCUGCUUGGACGGGAUAUCAUACGAGUGAUAGAAUGAAUGACAGUUUGUUAUUUUAUUCCAAAGACACAACACUGGGAAGUCAUAGUGCACACAGUCGGGAUGAUGAUGAGUGUACGACAACUAGUGGAAGUUACACAAUUAAUGACGAUAUUGAUGAUAGCUUCGAUAACAGACCCAGAGAUAUGUUUGUUUAGUGCGAUGGCAUUGAAUAUCAAAAUUUAUUUAUCGCAAACUUUAUUUAUAAUUGUGUAACCAAAGAAUUUUUUUCAUUAUGGUGAACAAUAUACUAAUGAAACAAAAGUGCUUAUAACUUUAUGUGGACGAUAUACAUAAACAGUUAAUGAAAGAAAAAAGACUGUAAGACCAAUCCAAUGGAUAGUGGUGACAGUUAGCCAGCCAGGGUUGUGUCGCACCAUUCUAUAAAACCUCUGGAGACUGGGACAUUACUAAUAGAGGGUGGAAGAAUGGAGUAAAGGAGUUCUAUUACAAGCACAGUGUCUGCCACAAUAUAUAACUUCCAGACAUCUAAUAUGCCAGUAUUAAACAUUUUUAAAUGUAAGAAAAAAAUGCAUAAGUUUGUGAAAACAAAAAUUGUGUUCAUUGUAUUAAUAUCAAUUGUAUAUAUAAAGGAAUGAAAAAUAACCCCAGUAAUAAUGAACUUGUAUGUCAGAUCUCAUAAACAUUGUAUAGCAAAUGUGUCCUAUUGCAAUAUUCCUAACUUCAGCAAUAUACCUUGUUCCUGCUGAACCUUGGCUUAAUCUCUUGUUGUUGUUAUUGUUUCUAUGGAGAUGAGCCGAGAUUGUGAAAUCCUGUUAUUUUAUUGAAAAACGUAUGCAUAAUGUUAAUAGUAAUGGCAGCGUUUGAAUGUUAUUAAAAGGAUCAAAAUAAUAAAUAAAACAGAAAAAUUA